Molecule: messenger RNA, 6009 nt
Organism: Solenopsis invicta (red fire ant)
Lineage: Eukaryota; Metazoa; Arthropoda; Insecta; Hymenoptera; Formicidae
Product: myelin regulatory factor-like protein
Exons: 18
Coding region: 1433-4873 (1146 amino acids)
Biological process (GO): positive regulation of DNA-templated transcription; protein autoprocessing
Cellular component (GO): endoplasmic reticulum membrane; nucleus
Molecular function (GO): DNA-binding transcription factor activity; sequence-specific DNA binding
Source: RefSeq, a predicted model, not a curated record
CGCGCAGGACCGUCCUUCGUGUUUAUCAUUAGUGUAAACACGCUGCUGACGCGCCGACGAUGUUUAUUCGCGAGCGACCUCGCGAUUCGAGGAAUUUCAACAAACGGAGCGUCGCCGUCCGCCGUCGUGGUACGCGGUAAGCGCGGAAAGUAAUAGCACAACGUUUCUCGUUGCAGUUACAGUCGUUGCAGUCGCUUUACGCCUGAUCGAUUAAAAACUCGCGACUCGAAUUCUCGAUCGAUCGAUCUCCGAAACUCGAAUCUCGAAUCUCGAAUCUCGAAACUCUCGAAUCGCUGCCGCAGCGCCGCACUGCGCCGGUAACCAAAGUCAAAAAUAUUCCGUUUCGCAAAAAAGUCUCGUCGUCUUUCGAUCGUCGGUUCGCUUCUUUUUCGCUUUUCACUCUCGUUCUCAGAGCGAGUCGGCGCGGCCGCGCGUUCCGACGAUUCUUGGAAGAUAAACAAGGACGCGUUACGCGCUACGUUCUAUGAGUCUAUGGUUAAAAACCGACGGAAAAAUGUUAACAAUCUCAGUCGAAAGUGCGAAAAGUAUAUACGUACUGACACAGACGUUUCCUUGCAAAUCGAAUUUCAUCGGUUCAUCCGUCACGAGAAAUUCGAAAGAGAGAUAUCUCAACGUUACAAGAAUCCGAGAUACGGUCCUGCGUACAAACAGGUUUCACGCGUGUACGUGUGAGCGCGCGCGUGUGUGCGUAAAGCGAGGAUCGGAUCUUUCAGUCCGCGGCGACACGGGAUUAGCGAGCGCGCGCGAGCGCGCGCGCGCGCGCGCGUGCGACUCGAGCGACUCCGGCUGUAUUAGCGCAGUAGUCGAGUAGUAGAAUAGCUCCGUGCAACUGGCGCAGCAGGAGCAGAGCGCGACGCGGUGGUGGAAACGCGACGCGAUCUCUCGUCGUGAUCGUUAAUGCCGCGCUACGCGUUCCCGCGAGCAAAAGCGGAACGCGCGCGCCUCGCGUAUUAGUGUGUCGCGAACGCGCCGUGUGCGCGUUUGUUUGGAACAAAUAACGCGCGCGAUACUCGAUCCAUCAUAAUAAUAGCGAUGGUGCCGCGUUAUUACGCGCAUCGACAUCCGUAGUCGCGGUGGCGACGGCGACGGCGCGCGAGCGAGAAGGAAGUAGUGCGUGAGAAUAAGCGAGGUAAGUGCGCGCUCGCGCGCGCGCGCGCGUGCGUGCGCGUGUACGUCGAGAGGAAUUUGCGAGAAGAGGAGGAGUUGGAGCAGCGCGCAGGCGGCGAGGCGGCGUGCAGGAUCAGGUCGGUUAUCGCGCGCGGCUAUGCGGGACGUCGGCGUCGCGACGGUACGACGAGACCUCGUCGCGGCGAGAACGUCGCGGAAUGGGGCCCGUUGAUCGGGUUGUCCGGCAGAGCGGCUACGAGGACGAAGGGUUUCGACGACCAUCUACGGCGGCGACGACGGAGGCAUGGACGUUAUCGGGGACGGGGACGAGCAGACCCUCCAGGCGAUUCUCGGUCGUGGCGAUUUCGUCGGGGGGAUAGACAACGAAGCUUUGGAUUUUUCGCAGUUGGAGGACUUUAUCAAUAGCGACAGUGAACAACCUGCGACAUAUUUCGCGGACACCCUUGCCCACAAUGAAAAUGGAGGUGGAGCGGUGUCUCACGGUGGCCGAAUCGAGGCACCCACGUCGCAGUCGGUCGCUCAACAGCAGCAACCACCGCCGCGUCUACCUUCGCCGCAGAUGACUCAGACUCAUCCAGUUUCGAUAGCGUGCGCUUCCGGUACCACGACGGUGGUACCCAACAAUGGCGGCUACAAAGAUCCGCAGGCGUAUGUUCACCCACACGCGCUACCGGAAAGUCCACCGGAUAGCGGAAGUGAGCCACCGUACUCACCGCCGGGACAUAAUGACACUCAACAUGUGCAUUCUCCACAUCAGAAAGCAGCUCUGCAAGAGAUACUUUUGCAUCAUCAGAACAAUCAUCAGUACCCUCCUAAUUUGCUGCCACCUUCUCCGAGAACGUUGCCCGCGACAACAACGGAUCCUCUAUUGUUAACGCCGGUUCUGACGUCCCAUCUUACAUCGGGAGCGUCAAACCUUUCGACGCAGCCUCAGAUAGGGCCGCCUUUAGUGCCGUUAUCGCAUGAACACAGUCCGGCUGGCAUUAAUACGCUAUACUCCUCUCUGCAAUCGGCUCCAAAAAAGAGGAAACUCAGCCAAGAUGGCCUUAUACAUGUCAAACAGGAACCCGAACUGGGUACCGUGGAGCACAGUUGUAGCAGCAGUAGCGCAGUGCUGGACGGCGACGAAGUCGCUGACAGUAAUUACAUCGACGCUAGUUAUCAAUGUAUUCGGUUCCAUCCUUUCCAGCAAACAUCUUGGCACGUUCUUUGCGACCAUAAUCUUAAAGAGUUACCAGUACCACAUUAUAGAGUGGAUGCCGACAAAGGAUUUAAUUUUAGUAAUUCGGACGAUGCAUUUGUUUGUCAGAAGAAAAAUCACUUUCAGAUAACAUGUCACGCGCAGCUUCAAGGAGAGGCCGUAUUUGUUAGGACUGGCGAAGGCCUAAAAAAGAUAAGCGGUUUUCAAUUACACUUCUAUGGAGUUAAAGUGGAAUCUCCGUCGCAAACGAUCAGAGUCGAACAAAGUCAGAGCGACAGAAGCAAGAAACCAUUCCAUCCUGUAACAGUCGAAUUAGGCGGUGAACGUGUUACAAAGGUGACGGUCGGACGUUUGCACUUUAGCGAAACUACGAGCAAUAAUAUGCGUAAGAAGGGAAAACCAAAUCCGGAUCAGAGAUAUUUCCAUUUGGUUGUCGGAUUGCACGCUCAUACAGCAGACCAAGCCAGUUAUCAAGUAGUGGCUCACGCAUCGGAACGUAUAAUUGUCAGAGCGAGUAAUCCAGGACAGUUUGAAUCAGAAGGCACUGGCGUAGGUGCCGAAGGUGGAUGGCAGAGAGGAGCAGCUCCAGAUAGCGUAUACCAUGCCGGCAGGGUUGGAAUUAAUACCGACAGACCGGACGAAGCUCUUGUUGUACAUGGCAAUAUGAAGGUAACCGGGCAUAUCGUUCAACCCAGCGAUGUAAGAGCGAAGCAAAGCGUUCAAGAAGUGGAUACGCGCGAACAACUACGGAACGUACAACAAUUACGCGUUGUCCGUUAUCGAUACGCUCCGGAAUUUGCGCAACAUUCGGGUCUAGACAUCAAACAAGAAGAUACUGGCGUCAUAGCGCAAGAGGUUCAGCAAAUUCUACCGGAAGCGGUGUUACCGGCGGGUGAUAUAGUUCUGCCAAAUGGUCAGAGAAUUGAAAAUUUUUUGGUGGUAAAUAAGGAGAGAAUAUUUAUGGAGAAUGUCGGUGCUGUCAAGGAAUUAUGCAAGGUGACGGAUAGUCUAGAAACGAGAAUAGAUCAAUUAGAAAGGAUAAAUAAACGACUAGCGAAAUUGAAGAGAGGUGAUAGUCUAAAGAGUUCUAUCAGCACAGUAUCCAGUAUAUCAGGCAAUAAAUAUUCAUCAUCUAUUAAUAACAAGUCAUCUUUACACGGAAAGACAAAACGGCUCGAAAGAGAGGAAGAACUUCUUUGCAGUAAUAAAUUUAUUCAAAUUAUUAUUGUUAUACUUAUUCUCAUCAUGGCAUUUUGUCUAGUUGCAAUGGCAACAUUAUAUUUCUUAGAAUACCAAAAACGCAGUAGCGUUGAAUGGUCCGCCAUGGCGAGCAAUGGAAUGUUAGCUAUUGGUCCGGCUCAUCCACCGACAAUGUCUACUACUUCUAAUUAUGAGCAUCGAUACAAUUCAUUGUUACAUAGGACAUUAUCUCCUUUCUAUACUAAACAAGAGUCUUACACGAGGGAAUUAGACGGAGGAUUAUCUAUUAAAAGUAAUUCCCUUACCACACCACCUCCGCACACGAAGCAACAACUGUACUCCCAGGAAAUAACCUGGUAUCCGAUGAGCCAUCCGGGUCCCCAAUCUAAACAUGAAAAAAAUAACGAAUUCCCGGGAAAUUGGCUUAGUAGAAAUGGCGCGGGUGCUGUUCCUAGCAAUGUGGAUGAAAACGAUCAAAGCUCGGAUAUAGAUUCUUCAUCUGCUAAUAAAGGUCCAAUCCCUUUAGGAAGACCUGAAGAAUGUCUCGCACAUUUUACUGAGCUCGAAGGUCCAUGUCAGGUAUAUUGUUGCACAGCUGAGAUUCAUCAAUUAGAAGAUCCUCAGCCUGAUCAUCCACCUGAGAAGAAAUCCAUUUCAGAUCACUUGGAACAGCCAUUAAGCAUGCCACACGAAGAGAAACGAAAAUUAAGUAAGGGUUUUCAAAAUGGUAUUAGUCCAUCCGAUCCCAGCACUCAAACUCUUGUGAAAGAGACCAAUUACAAGUACUUGCAUAAACGAGCAAGACGAGAAACUGGUGGCGGAGACUGGGGAGAAGUCGCUAGCAACGCCGCAGGAUCAUUGCCACCAGAGCCUAGACCACAAUUAUUUAUAGUAGCAAAAAAUUUCAACGCGUCUUUGGAUCAAAGAUAUUGCUCCCCAUCGUCACCAGAUACACCCAAUAACAUUAGUUGCAUUGUACCUUUGUCAAAACAUAUGCCAGAUACGCAUUUAACUUUACAUUUUGUUGGUAUGCCAUGGUAUUGGCAAAUUGUGCAGCAAUGUCCCGUUUCAUCAAAUCCUGGUAUGGAUGAAACAAUGAUGUGUGGUUGGAGCUAUACUAUACAGCAACAAUCUCAGUAUAUUGAAAGUAACAAUCAAUCGGGUGAUCAGUCUUUUUCUCUUGACGUCGCUCAUUAUCUUAGGAAAACUUUAAAGUUUCGAAUACCUACGAUGCAACCUCAAGAGAAUAUUUGCAAAAGUAAACAUGAUGUCGACUAUUUGGAGUUUACAUUGCACUUUUAUCGAGACUGCGAAGAGCAAUGAAUAUUCUCUCCUUGUACAGUAUAAUUUAUAAAAAAACCCGAUAAGUUUCCAAUUAUCUGACAAAAGUUAGAUUUCUCCACUCUAUAUGAAGCCUUUGUGCCUUUGUAAUCUGUCCUCUGCUUUCGUAGUUUACAGUUAUACUCUUGUAUUUUAUAUACAUCAUAUCGCAUAGUGAAAUAUUUACUAACAUGAAGUAUACAUAAAUUACAAUUAUAGCAAUGUAACACGUAUUGUGCAAGAAAUUCCUUUAGGUAAUGUAUGAAGAGAUAUACACCCUCCCCCCCCCACACACACACACACACACACACACACACACACACAUACACAAUUAUCUUUUUCACUUAUAGAGUUGGUAACAAUGACGAACAAAUAAGUAGUGGUUGAUGGGUGUAUUAUUUCUAAAUAUAUUUAUAAAUUUGUAUUAGCAUGAUAUGUCUUACCUUUUUUUGUUUUAAUAUUUUAAGUCCAAUUAAUACUAUUUUCUCUCAGUGAUAUUUGAUAUCAACGAAUCAUAGAUCAUUAAAUAAAUGAUAUAAUUUAUAAAAUAAAACAAGGAAAUAUUUGCUAUAAUGUAAUAUAAAAUAUAAUACAUUUAUGUAUUGUCAGUUUUAUACCCAAUCGACGUACUACAUCUUCUAAUUUAUUAACAGUUUCCUAUGAAACUUAUACUCAAGAUCUAAUUAUGAGCAUAUAUUUCUACACUCCUAGUAUAUAUCUUUUACGUAGUUCACUUUUUAAUUUUUUAUACUGAUUUAUUGAUUGUAUAAAACGCAACAUAUGAAACUAUUGAAACUAUUAACAUUUUAAAUAUUUGUGAAGUUGAAUAAGCUUAUUAUCAAAAUAUAAUGUCACGCAAAAAGCAUUAUAGUGUUUAAAUUGUAAAUAGUCAUAUCAGCUAUAUAAUUAAUUUCACUUCACGAUUAUGUACAAACAACAUUAAAUAUUUAAUAUUAUAAUAUGUUAUAUAAUAUUGUUAUAUUCAAAUAAGGAGACAAGUUAUCGUUGAUUUUUAAUAAGUUAUUUUUAAUUUGAGUAUUUCUUUCUCACAAGGAAUAAUGUGAAAAUCAUCGAGACAACAAAUGUUUUAAUAUUUUUGUUUGCUAUACUAUUUGUUUAUAUUAAAUGAUAUUAUAGAA